AUGUACAAGAUGUCGGAGGACGCCAGGUUCAGCAUGAGACACAGGGUAAAGUUGGGGUGUCGGGACGAGCUGCGCAGAAUGACCACCAGAUCCGCUGUGUUACCAGGGAGGCCCAGUGUACAUCACAGCCCCAGGACGAUGUUCGAAAUCAAGCGACCUAAAUCCGGGGAGGUGGUGUCCAUGCUGGAGGUGUUGGAGGAGUUCAGGUGCUCCAUGUCUACUGGAGUUCCAGAGUGUACCAGUAGGGGGCAUCAGUUCCAUGUCUCUGUUAUCAUUCCCCUCUGUGUCUGUCUGGAGGUUUUUGUACAGCCAGUCAAUCAGACUCUAUCACUGUGGUGGACUUUCGGUGGAGGGACCAAACUGAGUGUUGGCAGUGAUGUUCGUCCCACCUUGACAGUCCUGCCCCCCUCCAGUGUGGAGCUGCAGCAGGGCAAGGCCACUCUCAUGUGCCUGGCCAACAAGGGAUUCCCCUCAGACUGGAAGCUGAGCUGGAAGGUGGACGGUAGCAGCAGUAACACCUGGAAGGUGACCGGGAGCCCCGGGGUCCUGGAGAAGGACGGCCACUACAGCUGGAGCAGCACCCUGGCCCUCCCUGUCGACCAGUGGAAGAAGGUGGGCUCUGUGAUCUGUGAGGCCACCCAGGGCUCCCAGUCUCCUCUCUCUGAGACACUGAGGAGAGACCAGUGUUCUGAUUAAUGAGCUCCCCCCUCUGACUCCACUGUUUUUACUCUGCACCUCUCCUUCUUACUGUUCCAGCAAUACCAGCACACUGGUCUAAUGCUGGGCUGGAUCCUGUGUGGGAAUCCUUCCUCCAGCUGGAGCAUUUAGCAUAAUGGAACAAACAACAGAAUAAUUGUCUGAUUCUGAUGUCAAAUAGAUCUGCUUGGCUUUCAUAUCACAUGUGUUCUGAACCUUAUUACUGUAAUGCUGUUGGUUCUGACAUGUUGAGAUAAUAAAGACAUUCAAUAUUUUAAA
Messenger RNA from Salvelinus namaycush (lake trout), 975 nucleotides. Its product is annotated as immunoglobulin lambda-like polypeptide 5. Bases 1 to 696 code for a protein of 231 amino acids. The record is from RefSeq and is a predicted model, not a curated record. The transcript is spliced from 3 exons. Lineage: Eukaryota; Metazoa; Chordata; Actinopteri; Salmoniformes; Salmonidae.